Oncorhynchus gorbuscha (pink salmon) is the source of this 5624-nucleotide messenger RNA. Its product is annotated as sushi, nidogen and EGF-like domain-containing protein 1. Gene Ontology annotation, biological process: cell-matrix adhesion. The record is from RefSeq and is a predicted model, not a curated record. The transcript is spliced from 34 exons. Gene Ontology annotation, molecular function: calcium ion binding; protein binding. Lineage: Eukaryota; Metazoa; Chordata; Actinopteri; Salmoniformes; Salmonidae. Bases 435 to 4817 code for a protein of 1460 amino acids.
AGAGCGAGAGAGAGAGGGAGGGAGACCGAGAGAGAGAGAGAGAGAGAGAGAGAGGGAGGGAGACCGAGAGAGAGAGAGAGAGAAUGCAGGAGAAGAUUUAAAGGGCUGCUGUUGCUGCAGCUGUGAAAGAAGGUUCCUGUUCUGCAGAUACCCCAGGUGUUCUGCUACCCUACCCUCUGAUAACCCAGGUGUUCUGCUACCCUACCCUCUGAUACCCCAGGUGUUCUGUUACCCUACCCUGUGAUACCCUCUGCCUGUUGUGACUGUCCCUGUCACCUCAGUCCCUGGGAGAGAGAGAGAAAGGAAGAAGGACAGAGAGAGAAGCAACACUAAAGAUUUAAAGAGCUGCUGGUGUAGAAGACGAGAUACUGUCCUUCCCUGUCCUCUCCUGUCCUGCUGCCUGCCUAGAGGCUGAAGCUGAGAGUCUGAGGGCCAUGGUGAAGAUGUCUGGAGCUGACCUGGUACCUGGAGCCCUGCUACCCUGCCUCUGCACCCUGCUCUGCCUGAACCUGCUGCUCCUCCCUGGGACCGUCGAGCCGGGGGUACCCCUGGAGGACUUCUACCCCUUUGGCCAGGACUCGGGGGACUCCCAGACCAUCUCCCAGGACGAUGGCGGCUCGGGGCUGGUGGAGAUCUCUGUUGCAUUCCCCUUCUUCGGUGACAGGCACUCUGGACUCUACGUAAACAACAACGGCCUGGUCUCGUUCCUCAGAGAGGUGUCUCAGUUCACACCUGUAUCGUUUCCCAUCGCCGGAGACCGGAGGGUUGUGGCGCCGUUCUGGGCUGACGUGGACAACAGGCGUGCGGGGCAGGUCUUCUACCGGGAGAGUAAAGACCCGUCUGUCCUCCUGAGGGCCACGGCUGACGUCAGACGACACUUCUCUGAGUUCCCAGAGUUCAGUGCGACGUGGAUCCUCAUCUCAACGUGGCACAAAGUCACCUUCUUUGGAGGGAGUGACAUCACACCGGUGAAUACGUUCCAGGUCAUACUGAUCACCAACGGAGAGGUAUCCUUCACCAUCUUCCAGUAUCAUGACAUCACCUGGACCACAGGCAAGCACGCCAGCAGUGGAGGAGACCUGGCAGGGCUAGGAGGCAUCGCUGCACAGGCAGGUUUUAACGCUGGCGAUGGGAAACGCUACUUCAACAUCCCGGGGUCUCGUACUGAUGACGUCGUGAAUGUGGAAGGAACCACCAACGUGGGUUACCCCGGGAGAUGGGUGUUCCGGAUCGACAAUGCCCAGGUGGAGGUGGGCGGAUGCAACGACUCCGCGUCGGUGUGUCCACACCUUCGACCCUGUCUGAACGGAGGUCGCUGUAUAGACGACUGCAUCACCGGCAACCCUUCCUUCACCUGCUCUUGUCUGGCUGGGUUCACAGGAUCCCGGUGCCAGAUAGAUGUAGAGGAGUGCUCGUCAUCUCCAUGUCAGAACGGAGGUACCUGCUCAGACCAGGUUAACGGCUUCAUCUGCCAGUGUCCACCUGGGUUUACAGGGACAGUCUGCCAAACAGAUGUAGAGGAGUGCUCGUCAUCUCCAUGUCAGAACGGAGGUACCUGCUCAGACCAGGUUAACGGCUUCAUCUGCCAGUGUCCACCUGGGUUUACAGGGACAGUCUGCCAAACAGACAUAGAUCAGUGUUUUUCCCAGCCUUGUCUGAAUGGAGGGGACUGUCGAGACCAGGUGAAUGGUUAUACCUGCACCUGUCCUGCUGCCUUCACCGGGACACACUGUGAGACAGAGUUGGCGGUGGUCAGUGUGAAUUCAUCAUCUACUUCUCGAACUGAAAAUCGAACAGUGUCCUGUGAGGGGGAGGGCUGUGACAAACACCAGAUCUGUGAACACACCGGCUCUGGGAGUUACAACUGCACAUGUACCCAAGGAUUCUAUGGUGACAACUGUGAAGAGGAGUGUCUGUGCCAGAAUGGUGGCAUCUGUGUGGAAGUGAAUGGGACCUGUGACUGCUCCUCCGGCUUCACUGGACUCUACUGUCAGUUUGAGGUGACCCAGACCCCAUGCAGCAACAGCAGGCCGUGUCCUGACGGAGGACCCUGUCUGGAGUAUGGAGGAACCUACCUGUGUACCUGUCAAACAGGUGUGGCAGACCUAGAUCACAGGGACUUCUAUCCUCCCUAUGUACAGCCUCGAUCGGUCUGUGAUUCGUCUCCGUGUCUGAACGGAGGUCAGUGCUAUGAGAGGGAUGGAGGCUACACCUGCGAGUGCAAGCAUGGAUACAGAGGGAAGCACUGUGAGAAAGUCAGACUCAAUACCUGUGCCUCUGGCCUGUGUCGUAACGGAGGCUCCUGUAAAGAGGAGGCAGGGAGCUACCUGUGUGUCUGUCCAUACAGGUUCACUGGAAAACACUGUGAAGUGGGGAGGCCAGACCCGUGCUCCUCCAGCCCCUGUCUGAACGGAGGAACAUGUUUCCACUACAUCGGGAAGUACAAGUGUGAAUGUUCCGGAUCCUUCAGCGGGAGACACUGUGACAUCAGCAGGGAAUCAGCACACUCCACAGCAGACCUGGACUGUGGUCCCCCUCUGCAGGUGAAGCAUGCAGAGCUCCAGUUCUCCUCUACGUUGCCAGGCUCCAUGGCGCUGUACGUGUGCCACCCAGGAUACACCCCCAUGCCCAGGGCCACCCAGAGCAUCUGUGGGGGGCAGGGGGCCUGGAGCCAACCUCCUGUCUGCCAGGAGAUCAACGAGUGUUUGUCCCAGCCUUGUCUGAAUGGAGGGACAUGUCGGGACAGGGUGGCGACCUACCAGUGUGCAUGUGACCAAGGCUUCAGUGGAAACCACUGCCAGACAGAUGUGGAUGAGUGUGUGUCGGAGCCCUGUAAGCACGGAGGAACCUGUGAGGAUCAGCCUGGAUCCUACUACUGUCACUGCCAGCAGGGUUUCAUGGGACGAGACUGUGAAAUAGACGUUGUGUCCCCAGAGCAGGACGGGUGUGAGUCCAGCCCCUGUCUGAACGGCGGUGUGUGUCGUGGCUACAGGCGAAACCACCUGUGUGUCUGUAAAGAAGGUUUCUUCGGGGAUCGUUGCCAGUCGUUGGACAAUCCCUGUGUACUGCAGCCGUGUGGGAACAGAGGUCUCUGCCAGAGCAACAGGAGAGGGAACUACAGCUGUACUUGCAGAGUGGGACACACAGGCAAGGACUGUGAGAGAGACCUGUUGCCUCCCUCUGGUCUGCAUGUAUUACGGGUGGAGGAGGAUGAGGUGGAGCUGCACUGGGACCUGCCGGCCCCUUCCUCUCAGAGCCUGUUCAGUGGCUUCCUUCCUGUGACCUACGCCCCUCUGGGUCUCCCGGGCCGUGGCAGCCUUCCCAGGAAGACCGACUUCCUGGACAAGAAGCAGUCCACCUAUCAGCUGCAGGGCCUGGUGCCCGGCCUGCUUCCCUCAACAUCUCUACCUUCUCUGGCCGCGGACUGUAUGGACCAGCUGCAGGUCGUCAACGUAACUUCCUCCCAGACGACAGUGGAUCUCGCACCGCCCUGGUCAACACCAGCACCACGGAGUACGCAUUCAGGUAUGGAACCGCCCUGGUCAAUGCCAGCACCACGGAGUACGCAUUCAGGUAUGGGAACCGCCCUGGUCAACACCAGCACCACGGAGUACGCAUUCAGGUAUGGGAACCGCCCUGGUCAACACCAGCACCACGGAGUACGCAUUCAGGUAUGGGAACCGCCCUGGUCAACACCAGCACCACGGAGUACGCAUUCAGGUAUGGGAACCGCCCUGGUCAACACCAGCACCACGGAGUACGCAUUCAGUUCUCUGCUCCCUGGUCAGAUGUACACGGUGGACGUUCUAACUCAGAGUGGUAUCAGACCAGACGAGUCGCCCUCCACCAGUCACUCUGCUGGACCUCUGCAAGUCUGGACACGGCCCCUCCCCCCUCAGAACCUGUCUUUGGCACAUGUGACCUCCAACUCUGCCCUGGUGACGUGGGACCACCAUCCCAGGAACCUGCCAGACGGCUUCGUGGUCAAUGUGACGCGAGGCCUGAGCACCCGGAGUCGCUUCCUACCCAAUGGGAAGUUAGAGACGUAUACCCUGAGAGAGCUUUCUCCGGGACAGCACUACCACCUUGCUCUCACGGCUGUUAGGAACACGGGACAGGAACAGAUUCACAGCGUACCACAGCACCUGGUCUUCACCACAUUAUCGAUGGAGGAACGAUGGGGAGGGAGGACGAGGGGGAGACCGUCUGUCGUGGGCCAGGGAACCCCUGUGAGUCAUACACUAGCCCUGUCUGAACCUCAGGACCUGGGGGUGGCUGGAGAGAGAGAGCUCUCUGAAGAGAUGCCCAGAUACACAGAGCUGAUUGAUGGUAGAGGGAAGAUAACAGCUAAGUUCUCCAAACUGCCCAGAAAGGCCAUCAGACACCGCACUAAACCCGAGCCCCCCAUUCAGCUCGAGAGGAUGGAGGAGACAACUAAUAAAAUCAGCCUUGCACUAGAGAUCCAGAGGAAGGAGGAAGAGGAGGAGUCCAAGAGAAAGCCUGAGUCGUCCCAGGACUGCCGGAGUCUGCCCUGCCUGAACGGGGGUACGUGUGCGAAGGGCGGCGACUCCUACAUCUGCGACUGCGUAGCCGGGUUCAAGGGCAGGCAGUGUGAGCUGUUCUGCCAGCGAGUGCCCCACCCGUGUACCCGCCUCUACUCUGAAACCAAGAGCGUGCCCGUCUGGGUGGGUGAAGUCUGCCAUUACCUGUAUAAAAUAACGUAUAAAGUCCAGCAGGAUAUUUGCUAUCGAGAGAUCUGUGGACCACCACUGCUUCCCAAGAAAAGCCCCAACAGAAGAACUAACAGACAACAUUAAUGAAAGCUAAUCUUGGAUGACCCAUGUUGACCCAUGUUGCCCAGAGAUUGGCCUAUUGGAUGACCCAUGUUGACCCAUGUUGCCCAGAGAUUGGCCUAUUGGAUGACCCAUGUUGACCCAUGUUGCCCAGAGAUUGGCCUAUUGGAUGACCCAUGUUGACCCAUGUUGCCCAGAGAUUGGCCUAUUGGAUGACCGAUGUUGACCCAUGUUGCCCAGAGAUUGGCCUAUUGGAUGACCCAUGUUGACCCAUGUUGCCCAGAGAUUGGCCUAUUGGAUGACCCAUGUUGACCCAUGUUGCCCAGAGAUUGGCCUAUUGGAUGACCCAUGUUGACCCAUGAUGACCCAGAGAUUGGCCUAUUGGAUGACCCAUGUUGACCCAUGUUGCCCAGAGAUUGGCCUAUUGGAUGACCCAUGUUGACCCAUGUUGACCCAGACAUUGACUUAUUGGAUGACCCAUGUUGACCCAUGUUGCCCAGAGAUUGACCUAUUGGAUGACCCAUGAUGCCCAGAGGUUGACCUGUUGUAGCCGCAGCUUGAAUGAGGAUUUGGAGGAAGCUAACAAGUGGAAUAUGAUUGACCCCGACAACCAUCAAUGAGAUUUGGCCCCAGAAUCAUCAAUAAUUUCUAACUAUUCUAUGUCAUAUUUUUUUUAACAGAAUUUUCACUCAUGACGGAUGACAAAUGUACCAUAAACAGUUCACACCUGUGUAAAAUCAAAACAUUAUACAUACCUCAUGUCUCACAUACAGUGGGGCACAUAGUCAGCCACCAAUUGUGCAAGUUCUCCCACUUAAAAAGAUGAGAGAG